Messenger RNA from Clonostachys byssicola, 1176 nucleotides. NCBI's taxonomy places the organism in Eukaryota, Fungi, Ascomycota, Sordariomycetes, Hypocreales, Bionectriaceae. The record is from the annotation of a GenBank genome assembly.
AUGGCUAAGCAGACCAAGGCUGGCAAGGCACCCGUACACGGCCUAGACACCACGGGGCGCAGUUUCCACCCGACCGGGUUCCGCGGCAGCCUCGCGGAGGAGGAGGAGGGAAGGGGCGCUCCGACGACGACGGAGAGUCCCGGGGUUUCGCUUUGGGUCACCACCGCGCUGUCGAUUGUUCUUCUGGAUGGGCCGGCGAUGGAGGGUGAUGGCAGACGGCAGAUGGCGAAUCGCACGCCUCCACGGCUGAAGCACCAGGACGCGGCCACGACGAUGUCUAAUCUACGGUCGCCUCCCUCUCGCGAUGAUGGAGGAGGUUUGGAGAACGGCCCAGGCGCAGGGACUCUGGAAAGGGAGCUGUGGAACUCCAUGGGCCAGGACUCAUUCCUGGAAGAGACGCUCGGGGAGCUGGCAUACUCGCACUGGCUGAGAUUCCUCGAGACCGUGGGACCAAACUCGAACAGGAGGGAGAGCUGGCUCCUCUGGGACGCCCUCAAGAGCCUGGAGCGGAACCUGGACGACUCGAAGAGCACCGCGCUGCGGAUCGAGACACCGCCGGGAUCCCCCAUCUCCUCUGGCCACCCGAGCGAGAGCACCCUGCCCUCGCCCGAUGACUGGAAAGACUUGAUUUCCCGGACCCAGCACCGGCUGUAUCUGCUCCAGCAGCCGCAGGCCUCGUCGCCGCCGCAGCAGCUUCGCUCGGAACAGCCCGACAAGGACAUCAACGAACGAGCUCUAGACCGCAUAGCCUACAUAGGUGGACUCCUCCUCCCCGUGACGGUGGUCUCGAGCGUCCUGGCCAUCGAGGGCUCCUACGGCCCCGAGGGCGACAAGUUCUGGGUGUUCUGGGUGGUGAGCGUCAUAGCCUCGGUGGCGGCCAUAGCGGUCAUCUACGUCGAGCGGCUGAGGAGGCUGCGGGUGUGGUUCGAGAUCGCGGCCGACGGCGUGAUGGAGACGGGGGGCGCCUUUGCGGACGGGGAUUUCCUGUGGUGGGGAGGGGACGACGAGAAGGAGGACGAAAAUGUCUGCGUGGUGCGGGACGAGGACGGGGUCAAGGCGUGGAAGAGAGGCGAGCUCGGCUGGGGAGGCGCCGUCAAGAAGGCGAGCGGCUAUUAUCGAUGGAGGGGGGACAAGCGGCUGAGAUUCGAUAUGCCCAAGACGUGGGUGGGAACAUAG